Messenger RNA from Trichoderma gamsii, 2073 nucleotides. RefSeq lists its product as hypothetical. The record is from RefSeq and is a predicted model, not a curated record. The transcript is spliced from 2 exons. Bases 1 to 2073 code for a protein of 690 amino acids. NCBI's taxonomy places the organism in Eukaryota, Fungi, Ascomycota, Sordariomycetes, Hypocreales, Hypocreaceae.
AUGGCUGAGGGACCGACCGACCACGACGCAAGCACAUCUCCUAGGUCUUCUGGGAGCGACACCGAGGGAGAAUCUGGAGAUGGAUCUGCGGCAAGCUUAGAACCGGCGGGCGAAUCAUUCUCUGCUGGGGGGUUAUUGAAGAGGGGCUUGGGGGACCUGCUGGACACAGAUGAUGAGACUGAUGACGAAAGUGGGAACGAGAGUGAGGACGAAAGUGAGGACGAGAACGACAGCCGAACCCACGUCGAUUUCGGCCUACCUAUUCCUCUUUCUCAUCCUCUCUCGCAACUUCUCUCUCAUGCACCGCUUCCCUUACCAUCAUUGCCGCCAAACCCAAUCGCUGCUCUUCUACCACAACUGCCGCCAGCAUCCUCUCCUCCGGAAUCAUCUCCUCCAAAAUCAUCUCCUCCGACAGCCGGCGCUCCUGCAUCGUCACCACAACAGCCACCACCUCCUGCAGCUUCUCCCGCGCAAUCCCCUGCAUCACCCGCAGCAUCACCCGCAGCGCCCCCCGCGUCUGCUCCCUCUCAAUCGCAUGUUCCGCCGUUCAUCUCUAUUCCUCCUGCGGCAUCCCCCACAGACGGCAUAUCCGAAAAUCUUGGAGCUCCAUCGCCUUCCACUACGAAUCCUCCUAGAUCGUCAUUUAGCGCACCUCUACCCAAGAGCACGUCUACCGGCGAUGACAGUGACGACAGCGGCGACGACAGCGAUGACGACGGUGCAUCAAAAUCAACCGGCAGGCCUUCCUCAACACGAACUCGAACCACCCUUACGGCUAUUGCGCCACCUUAUGAGUCGCAGACGACAGGGAGCUCGGGGGACAGAUCCACCAUUAGCCGUACGAGAGACGCACCUAGCUCUUUCACAACAUCCGUCAUUGCGCCAGACCAGAGUGCGAGGACAAAAACGGGGGCACAAAUGACAGCAAUGACGAGUACUGCAAGCCCAAGUGGAACAGCCGCAGCAGUUCUGGGGCACGAGGCACAUAGGCUGAGCCCAGCUAGCGAGAAAGCCGUCAUUGCGUCCACGUCCAUUGGUGAGUGUGUAUCCUGGGGCGGCAUGUUUCUUCUCUUCCUAGUGUUCACAAGACUUACUAUUUUGGCAUUAGGUGGUUGUAUCAUCCUUUUAGUUCUCGCCUGGUUUCUUUGGCGCUCGGCCAAGCGUAAAUCUGCUGGCAGAAAGAGCGCUUGGCCAGCCAGCCGAGACAUGCUUGACGGCCCUCGGCGUGUUUCUAACAGAGUUGCGGAUCGAUUUACGUCCAUCAAAGGCAACCUGCUGCCAGCUACCUUUGGCUGGUGUAGCAUUGAUGAUUCCAACGAUGAAGACGGUCCCGUAAACGAGAAGCCGGCCCCGACGCGUGCUCCGAAGAAGGCUGGCUUGUUGGAGAGGAGACUGGGAGCCAAGACACCACCCCAGAAUGUGACGGUCAAUUCCUACGGGAUGGUCUUCCGCACACCGAUUCUGGGGGACUCAGUGUCGGAUAUCCUGGAGAGACCUAAAAUUACACCGCCGCCGGCUACUGGGGUCGCUCGGGAAAAAUCCAAGCAGAUGGCGGCGGCCCAUUUGGAGAGCGCAAGAGCGAGUGUGAGUGCAUACACCUCGAGAUCGCAAUCUUUGGCACCUUCGCGCAAGAACACCCGCAUCAGCGAUGUCUCCUCUUUAUCGUCGGGGUUUGGUGAUGGGGACAUCAUCAUUUUUCAGCCCCCCACUGCUGCUGCCACCUAUGCUGCCACUCCAAACCGAUCUAAUACGUUUGACUCAAAUAUUAACCUCAGUGCCGUCAGGACUAGCCCUGAGAGGAAGAGCUUCGGCAGCCGAUUCUCCCGUAACAACAGCAGAGACCACAGCAGAGACACUUACAUGACAAACUCCUCGGAGGACCUGCGUCCCCGAUUCCGCACUGUCUCUUCCUGGGUUCAUCAGCAGUCCCGUCGAACGAAGCAACGUUCCGCGGCGAAUAGGAGUGAAGACCGUGGGAUGGCGACACCUUUGCCAGAGCAGGGAUUUGAUAUGAUGAUGCCUGAUGGAGAGGUGCCGCGGAGGGUUGAAUCUUCGAUGUGGCAGGAGAAGUGA